Messenger RNA from Peniophora sp. CBMAI 1063, 984 nucleotides. Lineage: Eukaryota; Fungi; Basidiomycota; Agaricomycetes; Russulales; Peniophoraceae. The record is from the annotation of a GenBank genome assembly.
AUGGGCGACAUAAGCCCCCCCAAUACCUUCGGUCCAAUACUUCUGGGCACAUUCUUGAGUCUCAUUCUCUUCGGAGUGACUACCAUGCAGGUGUUCCGCUAUGGAGUGUCCUUUCUGCGCACGGAUAAGCUGUGGAUGAUUUGUCUAAUCUCCGUUCUAUACGUCCUUGACACGGCGCACUCCGCAUUCACGAUGAUGACAUCGUACGACCUCUUUGUCUUGCAUCUCGGCGACCUCAAUUUCUUCCUCGAGUCAAGUUGGGCCUUUCAAAUGAUUGCAUGGGUAUCCGCCUUCACGGGGCUAAUUGUCCAGUUCUUCUACGCUUGGCGCGUGAGAGUGAUGUUGAACAGCAUCGCUAUUGCCGGUCUGGUGUGUCUUUGCUCGCUCGCCUCGUUUGCUGGUGCCAUCGUAAUGGGAGUCAUUGCUGCCAGGAACCAACCUGGUUUUUGGAUUUUUCCUGUCUACGAGACGGGAUUGAUCCUGUGGCUUGCUGGUAGCGCCGUGACGGACGUACUGAUCAGCACCUUGUUAAUUUGGCACUUGAGGCACCACAAGCCAGGAAUCAAGCGGACCGACGAUGUCAUAGACAAGAUCGUCCGUCUUCUAUGGCAAACAUUCGCCGUAACCUCAUUAUGCGCGAUCAUCGAUGUCAUUUUAUACUUGACACUCGUGGAUGAUGGUGCAUAUUACAUCGUCUUCCACUACCUUCUGCCAAAGUUAUACGUCAUAUCGCUCUUGUCGUCGAUCAACACCAGAAAAGCAUUAUCGCAAAGCAUUUCGUCAAUACACACAUCGGCUCCCAGCCUGGCUUUCGACCAUAGCCGCAUAUCACGCAAUGCAGAUACAAUACAGCCCCCCGUACGGCUUUCUGUGGUUGCUCACGAAAGUUUCGGGCAUGUACGCGUGGGGAGUGAUGGAAGCGACAAUACCAUGGUGGUUUGCGAAUCACCGAUCGUGAAGAAGAGCGAUUAUGUAACUGUAUGA